CUUCUUGGCGGGGACUUUUGUAAAUAUCAACAGUAAGAUGGAGGAGUCCGAGAAGAGCAGUGAAUCCGUUUCAGCGAAUAAUAAUGCGGAUAAAGCUGGUGAAGUUUCAUCACAAGCAUCGACUCGUCGCAAUGAUUCGGUUAAAUCAUCUCAGACUAAACCGAGACUCAAACUCUUUAAUAAGGUGAUGGAGAAGAGUCUGCAGUGGAUGUUGGACAACGCCAGUUUCGACAGGUUUUCUCACUAUUUCCAGCCACUGUCAAAACAAAACCCUCAACUGACUGAAGCCAUGCACAAACAGUUCAUCAGCCAACUGCAGACUUUAGUACAGAAGGAAAUUGCGACUGUGAUUGAGGAGGGCGAUCUGCAGGUGAGGCUUGAAGAGUUGGACAAACUGCAGGAGCUCGCUAAAGACACGCCACAAGCUGCGUGGCGUCCGACUGGUGUUCCAGAGCAGGAUGUGUGCAGUGAUCUAGUGUCCUAUUAUAAGAAGCAGGAGGAGUACAUGCGGAUCCAGCUGAAGAAGCUCCAGAAGGAGAACGCUGGUCUUGCUCAGAAGGUGCAGACCGGCCGAGAGAACAUCACACACACGGAGCAGCGCGUCGCCUCAGGAGUGGAAGAAUGGAGGGCCUCUCUUGAAGAUCUGGAAGCAUUUGUUUUGACUCUUUCCCCGUCUGAAAACUUCGAGUCUCUCUAACAUCCAUCCAUAGUCUAAAUAUCUUCUUUUUUUAAGUGAAGCUUGAAUAUGAUCUUAUUUUGCAUGUUUAUUGUGUGUUAUAAUAUGUCAUUAGUAUGUGCGCUCUGUUCAUUAAACAUUCCUUGCACUUUUUAA
Molecule: messenger RNA, 832 nt
Organism: Ctenopharyngodon idella (grass carp)
Lineage: Eukaryota; Metazoa; Chordata; Actinopteri; Cypriniformes; Xenocyprididae
Gene: pmf1
Product: polyamine-modulated factor 1
Exons: 5
Coding region: 38-697 (219 amino acids)
Biological process (GO): chromosome segregation
Cellular component (GO): MIS12/MIND type complex
Source: RefSeq, a predicted model, not a curated record